CUAACCCUGUCUGCUCUCUCCCAGGCAUCGCUGUAUUAACCUGUUCCUCACCGGUUACCAGCGGCUCUGGAUAGAGGCAGAGAUGUACUCGUUUGAGGAGAAUCUAGUGCAGGAUCUGGCCAAGACACAGCCGAAGCCUGAUGAAGAGGAGGAGGAGAUCACAGACACUCAGCCAGACCCUCUGCAUCAGCUGAUCCUGCACUUUAGCCACAACGCACUGACGGAGCGCAGUUCUCUAGAGGAGGAUCAGCUCUACAUCGCAUAUGCAGACAUGAUGGCAAAGAGCUGUGCUGAAAACGAGGAAGAGGAGGAGGAGGAAGACAAAGAGAAAACAUUUGAGGAGAAGGAGAUGGAGAAGCAGAAGACUCUCUAUCAGCAGGCCAGACUUCAUGACAGAGGAGCAGCAGAGAUGGUCUUACAGAUGGUCAGCGCUAGUAAAGGACGUCUGGAUCCGAUGGUGACGUUCACACUGAAGCUGGGCAUCUCCAUCCUCAACGGAGGAAACAUCGUGGUCCAGCAGAAAAUGCUGGACUAUCUGAAGGAGAAGCGAGACGUGGGUUUCUUCAAGAGUCUGUCAGGACUGAUGCAGUCGUGCAGUGUUCUGGAUCUGAAUGCAUUCGAGCGUCAGAAUAAGGCGGAGGGAUUGGGGAUGGUGACGGAGGAGGGAUCCAUCAACGUGAGGGAGCGCGGCUCUAAAGUCCUGCAGAACGACGAGUUCACCAAAGAUCUGUUCAGGUUCCUGCAGCUCCUGUGUGAAGGACACAAUAAUGAUUUCCAGAACUUUCUCAGAACACAGACGGGAAACACGACCACGGUGAACAUUAUCAUCAGCACGGUGGACUAUCUGCUCCGACUACAGGAGUCCAUCAGUGAUUUUUACUGGUAUUACUCUGGUAAAGAUGUGAUGGACGAGGCCGGUCAGCGUAAUUUCUCCAAAGCUCUCGCUGUGGCCAAACAGAUCUUCAACUCACUCACCGAAUACAUCCAGGGUCCGUGCAUCGGGAACCAGCAGAGUUUGGCCCACAGCAGACUCUGGGACGCCGUUGUUGGAUUUCUGCAUGUCUUCGCUAACAUGCAAAUGAAGCUUUCACAGGACUCCAGUCAGAUCGAGCUGCUGAAGGAGCUGAUGGAUCUGCAGAAGGACAUGAUCGUCAUGAUGCUGUCGCUGCUGGAAGGAAACGUUGUGAACGGCACCAUCGGCAAGCAAAUGGUGGACACACUGGUGGAGUCGUCCAGCAACGUGGAGAUGAUCCUUAAGUUCUUCGACAUGUUCCUCAAGCUGAAAGAUUUAACCACCUCGGAGAACUUCAAAGAGCACGACCCCGACCGCAAAGGCGUCAUCUCCAAGAAGGAGUUCCAGAAGUCCAUGGAGAACCAGAAGCAGUAUUCACAGUCUGAGAUCGAGUUCCUGCUGUCUUGCGUCGAGGCGGAUGAAAAUGAUAUGUUUAAUUAUGAAGAGUUCGUCACGCGUUUCCACGAACCCGCCAAAGACAUCGGAUUCAACGUUGCUGUUCUUCUUACCAAUCUGUCAGAGCACAUGCCUCACGACAGUCGUCUGUCUGCAUUCCUCAACCUGGCCGAGAGCGUUCUCAACUACUUCGAGCCCUUCUUAGGUCGCAUUGAGAUCAUGGGCGGAGCAAAGAGGAUCGAGAGGGUUUACUUCGAGAUCAGCGAAUCCAGUCGAACACAGUGGGAGAAACCACAGGUGAAAGAGUCAAAGCGUCAGUUCAUCUUCGACGUGGUCAACGAAGGCGGCGAGUCUGAGAAGAUGGAGCUGUUCGUCAACUUCUGCGAGGACACCAUCUUCGAGAUGCAGCUGGCGUCUCUGAUCUCUGAACCUGACGCCGCUGAGAGACAGGAGGAGGAGGAUGAAGAAGACGAAGAUGAUGAAGAUGCUCAGAGCGAUGAUGUGGACGAUGAUGAAGAUGACGGAGUGAUGGAAUCUUCCUCUGCGUUUACUUUAGCCUGCGUCUCCAUGAGGAAGAGUCUGACGAACUUUCGCCAGCUGCUGACCUUCCGGAGCCUGCGCAGACGCUACCGAAGACUGAGGAAGAUGAGCCUUCGAGACCUGAUACGAGGAUUCUUCUACUUCUUCUGGAUGAUCUUCAUCGGUUUCUUCCGCUCGCUCUACAGCCUCGUCUGGGGCUUCUUCCACAUACUCUGGUCCACGCUUUUCGGCGGCGGACUCGUAGAAGGAGCCAGGAACAUUAAAGUGACGGAUAUCCUGGGCAAUAUGCCGGAUCCCACGCAAUUCGGGAUCCAUGGGGAUGUCCUGGAGAUGGAGAAGCUGGAGUAUUGCGAUGUGUCCUCUGUUUCGGAGCUCGGGCGACUUUCGGCUGGAGAUCAGGAAGACGUGGAGGACCUGAUGACGGAGCUGAUGAACAUUCAGCCCAGGAGAGAAGGAGGGAAACACGGCAUGGAGCCCGGCCUGGGGGAUGUGUCGGAGGUGAUUGGGGUGGACACUCCGUCUCUCGCUAGCGCCGUACAUCAGAAAAAAGCACAGGAAGCAGCUAGUAGGCGUGCAGCUGAAUUUGAGGCCAAAUGUGAAUCAGAGAAGGUCGAUGUGGAGGAUGGAGAGAAGAAGGACCAGGAUAAAGCUAAAGAGGAGCAGAUCUCAGACUCUCUCUCAGACGAGGAGAAGAAACCACAGAAGAAGAGACGCGGUCAGAGGAAGCAGCCGGCCGAGGCCUUCAUGGCGGCGUUUCUAGCCGGACUGGAGAUCUACCAGACCAAAACCCUGAACUAUCUGGCCAGAAACUUCUACAACCUGCGCUUUCUGGCUCUGUUCGUGGCGUUCGCCAUCAACUUCAUCCUGCUCUUCUAUAAGGUGACGGGCGAUGACCCUGAUGAGGUGGACCCGUGGGCUCGGCGUGGGGACGAGGAGGAUGAUGAAGGUGUGGUGGAGUGUUUCGUCCUGCAGGAGAGCAGUGGUUAUAUGGCCCCGACGCUGCGCUUCCUCGCCGUCAUGCACACACUCAUCUCCUUCCUCUGUGUGCUGGGAUACUACUAUCUGAAGGUGCCGCUGGUGGUGUUCAAGCGUGAGAAGGAAAUCGCCCGUAAGCUGGAGUUUGACGGCCUCUACAUCACCGAGCAGCCGUCUGAUGACGAUAUUAAAGGCCAGUGGGACAGACUCGUCAUCAACACACCGUCAGUCUCACACACACAAACACACGUGAUCAAUAAGUACGGUGACCUGUAUGGUGCGGAGCGGAUCGCGGAGCUGCUGGGUUUGGAUAAAAGCGCUUUAGACUUCAAUCCCACCGAGGAGACGGUCAUUAAGGAGGCUUCACUGCUGUCCUGGUUGAGCUCCAUCGACACCAAGUAUCACGUGUGGAAGCUGGGCGUCGUGUUCACAGAUAACUCGUUCCUGUAUCUGGUCUGGUACACCACCAUGUCCAUCCUGGGACACUACAAUAACUUCUUCUUUGCGGCUCAUCUGCUGGACAUCGCCAUGGGCUUUAAAACACUCAGGACCAUCCUGUCCUCCGUCACACACAACGGCAAGCAGCUGGUGUUGACGGUGGGUCUGCUGGCGGUGGUUGUGUAUCUCUACACUGUUGUUGCGUUCAACUUCUUCCGCAAGUUCUACAACAAGAGCGCAGACGAGGACGAGCCUGACAUGAAGUGUGACGACAUGAUGACGUGUUAUCUCUUCCACAUGUAUGUGGGUGUGCGUGCGAGCGGAGGUAUCGCUGAUGAGAUCGAGGAUCCCGCAGGUGACCCGUAUGAACUCUACCGAAUCCUCUUCGACAUCACCUUCUUCUUCUUCGUCAUCGUCAUCCUGCUGGCCAUCAUACAAGGUUUGAUCAUUGAUGCAUUUGGAGAGCUAAGAGACCAACAGGAACAGGUCAAAGAAGACAUGGAGACCAAAUGCUUCAUCUGUGGCAUUGGGAACGAUUAUUUUGACACGACGCCGCACGGUUUCGAGACUCACACUCUACAAGAGCACAACCUCGCCAACUACCUAUUUUUUCUGAUGUACCUGAUCAACAAGGAUGAAACUGAGCACACUGGACAGGAGUCGUACGUGUGGAAGAUGUACCAGGAGCGCUGCUGGGACUUUUUCCCGGCCGGAGACUGUUUCCGAAAGCAGUACGAGGAUCAGCUGGGAUAGAGAAACCCGUGAAAAACCUCCAGACCUCGUGCCAAAAAACGUAUGGAGCCUAAACUAUGACAAAACAACCUGAAUCUGAAUUGAGUUCAUUUGAACGAUUGAUAAUUGUAGUUUAAUACAACUGAAUAGUAUAAGUCAUUACGAAUUAAAUCUCCUAGCUGGAAUACUCAACAUUUAAAGUUUAAGAUCGCUGAUUUUUAAAGGCAGGUUUUCACCGACGUGCAUUUUCAAGCAACAGA
Danio rerio (zebrafish) is the source of this 4353-nucleotide messenger RNA. NCBI's taxonomy places the organism in Eukaryota, Metazoa, Chordata, Actinopteri, Cypriniformes, Danionidae. The record is from RefSeq and is a predicted model, not a curated record.